Auxenochlorella protothecoides is the source of this 1566-nucleotide messenger RNA. Its product is annotated as Reticulocyte-binding protein 2-like protein a. Lineage: Eukaryota; Viridiplantae; Chlorophyta; Trebouxiophyceae; Chlorellales; Chlorellaceae. Bases 1 to 1566 code for a protein of 521 amino acids. The transcript has 10 exons. The record is from RefSeq and is a predicted model, not a curated record.
AUGUUUUUUGAUGAUGGGGACGAAGACGAACCCUUGGUGCCCGCACGGCACACCCUGUUUCGGGGCCAGAAGCCGGUUCAGGAGUGGCUCAAGGAGCUGGAGCGCGUCAAGGAGGACGCGCUGGCGCACCCCAGCAAACCGAGGCUCACGCUUCAGGAUGUCGCCGACCGCGCCAUGGACUCUUCGUUCCGCGGCCGGCUGGUGCCCACCAGUCCCCGCUCCAUCGACGCCUGCCUGCGGCUGGGCAUAGACCCUGCCAGCCUGAGGCACAUCCCUCUGGAGGCCUAUGCCAAAUGGGAGAGGGACCCGGAGCUGGCGCGGCUGGCGUAUGAUUCGGAGGAGUCGCUGCGCCAGGCAAGAAUGACAGUGUAUGGCAGCGAGGCCGAGGGGAGGGACCCUGUUGUGUGUGGUGUUGGGCAGGAUGCCACGAUGGACAUGGUGGAGAGGGAGGCCAAGCGCCUGGAGGUCCUGCGCCGGCGGCAGGAGCGGGAGCUGCAGCAGAUGGUGGCGCACGAGGUGGCUCGCCGGGAGCAGGAGCAAAAGGCCAAGGCCAAGAUCGAGGCGCUGGAGCGGAGGACGGAGGAGCAGAGGAAGGCUCGGGAAGCGGCUGCGGAGGAGUGGAGUCGGCAGCAGAGGGACCGUGCCCUUGCCAAGAAGCAGGAAGAAGCUGAGAAGGAACGGCAGGACCGGGAACAGGAGGCUGCACGCCACGCACGUGAGGCGGCCGCUGCUGCAGCCGAGGAGGAGGAAGCUUUCAAGCGGCGCCAGAUGGGCUACCAGAAAGAACUUGAGCGGCUCGCAAAGGCCAAUGCUGCCCGAGCCGAGACCGAUCGCAUCCUCGCCGAGCAGGAGGCUGCGAUUGCGGCGCGGCGCGAGGCAAUCCAGCAGCGAGAGGCCCACAGGGAGGCGGCCAAGGCGGCGCUGAUCGAGGAGAGGGCAGCAGCAAACGCACUGCAGCAGCGACUGGCGGAGGCUCGCAUCGCCACCACCCUGGAGAGCAAUCGCCAGAAGAUGGAGGAGAAGAUCAAGGCGGCCCAGGAUCGCUGGGAGGCGGCAGAGGCUCGUUCCAGGGCCUUGGAGGCUGCACGUCAGGCGGAGGACGAGGAGAAGCGCCGACGUGACCGGGAGAAGGAGGAGCAGCGCAGGGCCACAUACGAGGACGCGCGGCGGCAGGAGGCGGAGCGCGUGGCGGAGGUGCUGCGCCGCGCCGCCGACAAGGACGCCGACCUGGCGGCGCUGGCGAGGGAGAGGGAGGCCGAGGCGGCGCGCAAGGCCCUGGAGCGGCGCCUGCAGCUCAAGCACAAGGCCGAGGCGGUAGAGCAGAUGAAGCGCCGCGACGCCUUCGAACGUGCCGAGGCGCUGAAGCGCAUCGAGGAGGAAACCUCGCACGCACAGGCCCUGCUGGCGCAGAGGAGCGCGCUCCAGCAACAACGCCGUCAGGCCAACCUGGAUCUGUCGGUCCAGAGGCAGCGUGUGGCGGAGAGCAUGUCCAAGCUGCUGAGCAGCGGCGGCUGGGAAAGGGCCCUGGCCCAGGGGCUGGAUGUCUCGUCCCUGCUGCGCAAGUAG